AUGAAGCGCCAAAUUCAAGGUUCUCGACCACAAACGUAUUUUCUCCCGAAGCUGCACACGUACAAGGACAUGCCUUGGGAUAGCCCGUAUCGCUUGCCAACCCGCGAAACAGAGACACGAGGAACGACCCAAGAAAUAUCUCUGCGGCAAGUGGUUCACUUUAAGCCCACAGCCACUGGUGGCAGGAUAGUGCGAGACUGCCAGUGCUGGUGUGACGAGAUCCGCUACCGAGAGGAUGCUGGAGCUGGUGGCAUACCACCGCUCCACGAAAACCUCUUGCUGAACACGUACUCGGCCGUCGAACGGAGCCUUGUCUGCGUCGCCCAUUAUGUAAUGGACGUUUGGUCGCUUGUCAAUCACUUUGGCAUCGAUGGCGUCAAGGGCUACGCAAGCGUGAAUGCAUCGUGCUCAUCCUCUCGUCCGUUAUACGCAGCGGCAACUACGGGAGACGACAGUUCUAUGUAG
This is a messenger RNA of Phytophthora infestans T30-4, 465 nucleotides long. RefSeq lists its product as uncharacterized. The coding region runs from base 1 to 465 and encodes 154 amino acids. The record is from RefSeq and is a predicted model, not a curated record. NCBI's taxonomy places the organism in Eukaryota, Oomycota, Peronosporomycetes, Peronosporales, Peronosporaceae. The transcript is spliced from 6 exons.